CCUGACACGCUUUUUCUCUGUAGACCCUGGACCCUCGCGGCGGCACCACGCAACCAUCGACGCCCCCUUCGCCGCUGGCACAAGCCAAGGCUCCUGAAUCCCGGUGCCCGGCGCAGACGAUUGUUCGUCGAAAUGGAUCUACGAGCCCGCCCCGUCCCAGUCGAGCCCAGCCCCCAUCGCAGGACGACGCCCUGUGGCUUGCCGCGCGUACGACAUGAUUGGCGAACCAUCACGACCGCCCCCCCUCCGUGCAUUCGUCACCGAAGAUGGGGGCGGAGUCCUGCUGAUCGCCAGUCUGGGGCUGAACCUGAGGUGGGCGACGAUGAGACUGUCGGGAUGAUAGAGACCCUGGCUGUUUGCCUUGCGGGCGCCUGGCCUGUCUCGCAUCGCCCACUUGCUGCCUUGAGCCGCCACACUGCGCGUCCCAAGGACCAAAGAAGUUUGGAACGCCAUGCAUGUAGGUCUCGACCCGGUAGUAUAUGGGCACGAGCGAGAUGGGAUGGGGUGCCGCCGCGGUCAUGGUACAAAAGGACGACGACGCGGAGGCACCCGCCCUCCGCCCGGCUGCAUCAUCAUCAUCCUCAUAGCACUGAGGUUUUCUCGCCGAGGUGCGUCUCUCGCUCUUGAACAGUCAUUCCCAAAUCAGCACAGACACACAAAGGCUUGUGCAACAACCGCGCCCGCCUCCCGUUGAGGGCCAGCGCAAGUCUGCACCAUGGCCUUACCAGGCGUGCUUCGCAUGUUGCCAGGCAUCGUGUUCGACCCUCGCGAGCCGGUGCCACCUCGCUUUGCCCAUCUUGUUGAGAACCGCGACGACGACCCUGGCAUCUUUGGCCGUUGGAAUCGCGACCGGAACCCAUGGGGGGGACUAGGUGACGGUGGAGCCGGCGGUGGCGGCGGCGGCGAUGGUGGUGGUUUCGUCAACUUCGCUCGGGUCGGCCCGCACCACCACCACCAUGGCGGCAAUGGUCGAUACGGCCGGCCUCACAACCCUGAUCCAUGGGCGCCAGACGCACACUUCAGGCCCCAAGAUCCAGGCUAUGAGCGACCCCAACAGCAGCAACGGGGCUUUCUCCCGCCUUUGUCCUCGUCGAUCAAGGUCCAAGUCGUCCACGAUACCGCAAAAUUCACCGUCACGCACGUCUUCUGGAAUCGCGCCGAGAAUAUCAAGCAAGGGACGUACCAAUUUCCCUUGCCUCUCGACGCGACCGUUACCGAUUUCAACUGUCGCAUCGGCGUGAACAGAAUCAUUCAUGGCAAGGUCAAGGGCAAGGAGGAAGCGCGCCGCGAGUUUGACAAUGCCGUCCGCCAGGGCCGCACCGGCGGCCUAGUUGAGCAGCAGACGGCCGAGAUUUUCACCAUCAACCUCGCCAACAUCGACGCCAACACCAAGAUGCGCGCCGAGCUGUCCUUUAUGUGCCUUCUCAAGCACAGGUCGUCGAAUAACCGCGACGUCUUCACCCUCACGGUGCCGACCUUCAUCGCCCCGCGAUACGGUGACGUGCCCUUCGGCGUCGCGGUGGAGGAUGAGUAUAAUCACUAUUUGAGCUUCGAGGCGGACAUCCUGACUGCCGACGAGCUUGUCACUGUCAACAGCGACACCCAUGUCAUUCGUUUCGAGAGGGCCGCCGGCCAGCGCGCCUGCCAGACCUGGGACGAUUUUGUCAUGCGACGCGACGACGCAGAAAUGAACCAAAGGACGGGCAGGGUUCAGCUCGAGGAUGGCCGCACCAGUCUCGACAAAGACCUAGUCAUCACCAUCACCACCGCUCAGUCUGACAACAAGGAGACGCCGCUCGCAUGUGUCGAGGUUCACCCCGACCUGGACAAUCACAAGGCGGUGAUGCUUACCCUCCCUCCAGAGUAUCUUCUCUCGGGUGAAGGCUUUGCCCACGACGGUGAGAUCAUCUUCGUCGCCGACCGUUCGGGCUCUAUGACGGACAAAAUUGAGAGCCUCAAAUCGGCCAUGCUUUUCUUUAUCAAUGGCAUUCCUGAGAAUCGCCCGUUUAAUAUCUGGUGCUUCGGCAGCGAAUGCGAAUACAUGUGGCCGCGCUCCAAGGGGCUGACUGAGCAGACCCGGCGGGACGCCAUUGACUACGUCCAACGCUACUUUGCCGCUAACAUGGGCGGCACCGAUAUUCUUCCCGCCUUGAAGAAGAUAUACGAGGCUAGGGGCGGCUACCACACCCUCGACAUCGUCGUGCUGACCGACGGCGCCAUCUGGGGCCCGCAGGAGACCAUCGACUAUGUCAAGGAGAGACGUCUCGUUAGUGAGGGCCUGUUCCGCUGCUUCUCCCUGGGCAUCGGGCGCGCGGUAUCUCACGAGCUGGUCGAGGGCCUCGCAAAGGCAGGCGGUGGCUACGCCGAGGUCAUCACCAACGUCUACGGCGGUGGCUGGGAAGAUCGGGUCGUCGCUGUCCUAAGAUCCGCCCUGACGGGCCACGUGGGAACUGUCGACAUGCAGCUCAAGUGGCACGGAGAUGAUGGCCAAGAGCUCGUCCAGCCUCCCGUAUCAUUCAAGCAGUCCCCCGCCGACGUCUCAGCCAUCAGUCCCUUUGUUCGCAACCGCGUCUUCUUACUUUUUGACUCUGGCGCGCAACUCGCGCAGCUUACAGCGGUGGAACUCAACAUCAGAGUACCCGGCAGGAACGUCACUACCAAACGAGUUCUGCCGAAGCGCCUCCUACAACCAGACGCCACCCUGCACAAACUAGCCGUCCGGGCCCUGCUAGGCGACUUGGAGCGAGGCGAGAGCUGGCUGCAUCGUCGCUGGGGCCGUGUCGACGAUGCCGUCGUCCGGCAGGAGGCCAUCGACUUGGGCAUGAAGUGGUCGCUCGUCUCCAAGUGGACGAGCCUGUACGCGGUCGAGGAGGAGACUACAGAGCCACUGGAUAUUGUAAUCCCUGCCCUCGUACCAUCUGAUGAUAGCGAUAACGACGACGAUGCGCUCUUGCGGGCUCGCGGCACGGCCAACCAGAACGUUGGCCUGCUGGGUCCAGGUGCCAAUGCCGACCGCGCCGGGACUGAGAGCGCAUCGGAGAGCGAGGAGGACGACGUCCAGUCCCUCCCUGAUGAUGGGUCGGACAGUGGGUCGGACGACGGAGACCAUGGGCCGGGUGGUGGGGCCGGUGCCGCCGGACAGCACGGCUCCGGUUCCGGCGCAGGUGGGGCCGAUGGUGGACCGGAUGGCGGCCCCAACACGGCUCCUGGCGAUGCUUCUGGCGAUGCCUCUGGUGAUGGCCCUCGUGGUGCUCCUGGAGAUGCUCCUGGCGACGCUGCUGACGGCGGCGCUGAUGAUGCCGCUGCCUCAGGUCACGGCGGAGGAGCCAAUGAUUCCGGCAGCCGACCCAUCGACGCCAGUGACGAUGAUUGGGACUCGGCAUCUACGUCCCGGACGGGCUCACAAAAUCGCCCGAGUUCCUUCACGUAUCGGCGACAAGCGAGGCGGGGCGCAGGGCUCGUCCAACACCUGGGCGCCAGAUCCCGAUCCAGGACCCGGUCGAGAUCGCGAACCCGCCACCGAAGCCACUCAGGCGCCCGCUCUGCUGGCCUCGCCGCCGCCGUCGUUGCCGCCGCCGCCGCCGCAUUUCCUUCUGAUGCAGCUACGCACCGCGUACGUAGUAGCUCAUUGAGGACCAGGAGCCGCGGCUCGGAGAGGGUGGGCCGAACUUCCGCACCAGGUACCGCUGGGCCUGUAGACUGGUGCGAUGACCUCUCCAGCAGUGGGUCUGCCGAUGGCAUAGAUAUGAACGCCAUUUCUGGCUCAGCCUCUUUCGAUGGUAAUCCGUUCACACCCGCAGAACAGGCUCCCGAUGCGUGGGAGUCGACAGCGAGCAAGGAGAGGCCGCUCCCCGAAAGCUCGAGCCCCUAUCCGUGGACCUCCACGCCGGCCCCGGCUAGGUCGCACCGGUUUGUUUCGGGCGGCACCGCCACCUCAAGUAGCAGCGACUGGCGCUUCAAGAAGAAGUCGGGUUUUGUCAAGGGAUUGACAAUGAGCGGCAGCACCGGAAGCACGACUGUACCUGAAAUUGCCAAUGCCAUGAGGGCAUUUGAUCAGAGCAUGCCGGCAACUAAUUUAUACGCACCCGCCAUCCCCGUUGCGACGCGGCCCGCAGUUGGCCACGGCAGCAUGGUCAGCGCACCCCCGCUGGGACCCCCGCCGGGGGCGACUCGCUCUGGGUCGCCGGAGGACGAGACAUCGGAACGCGCUCGCCAGAGAGAGCUGCGACGGAUUCGCGAAGCAACGACGGGGAGACUGUUUACCGGCAUGCGCAGCGAGGCUCACGUGGCGUCGACUGGCGCUGCUCUGUCGCGCCCCCGAGACCGUGACAGCGACAAGGGGCGCGAAGCGAGGAGACUGGAAUCGCGCGGUGAUUCUCCCUCUGCGCUGCCGGAGGAGUCAUCGGCGCGCCCUCGCGAAAGCGAAAAGGAGCGCGAGGCGAGGACAGGGAGCCUGCUGGACACGUUGCGCAGCGAGGCUCCUGAGACGGCGACCUCCGAGGCGUCGGCGCGCGCCCGCGAAACAGCGAGCGUGCUUGCCGGCAUAGGCAGAAGCGAGACUCGCUCAGCAUAUGCUGACGAGUCAGCCUUUCCCUCCGCCGAUGAGGAUUAUGUGAUGGGAGUGGACCCCCCAAGCGAGGCUCGCCCAGCAGUGCCUGAUGAGUCUUCGUCGCCUGCCCGCGGAAGGGAGGAGGCGGAGGGGACUCACGGAACAGCGAGACCCUUCAGGUCGGGACCAUCCGGCAGCAGCAGCAGCACUACGCCUGCCAGCCCCGCUUCGUCUUUUCUUAGCAGUUGGCGUGGGCGUGCAAGAGGGACGCGCGGCGCAUCGCCGCCGCCGGCUCAGUCGCCCAACCCGGGGGCGACUCCGCCUGCUGGCGUGGCAGAGAUGCCCUCGACGCUAUUCGCACCUCCUACGACGAGCGCCGCUAGGAGGUUCCGCGCUGGUCCGCGGAGAGGGCCUCUUACCUCGCCUUUGGCGAGAACGUCGAUGCCCCCGAGUGCUUAUGGAAACCCGGCAUCGCCCCAGCCGUCCGUCACACAGCCAGGGCUUGACGACUCGAGGUACUACGCAUACGGGACCAUGACGCCCAAUAGCGCGUCUCUGACGAGUGAAUUGGGCAUGGGUGCGCCCCCUCUGCAGUCAAGUUACCAGCAAUCGAGUUACGCGCAGGCCUCGGCGCCCGUGUACAACCCGCCGGCGUCGACAUUCUUCAUGGACAGCGAACGAUCGGCGCCCAAGACGCAGGAAGAGCUGGCGGCGGAGCGCUUCGUGGGAGAGAUACUUCGGUUCCAACGGUCGGACGGGAGCUUCCACUUCCGGGACGACGAGGAGCUCAAGCGUAGCCUAGGGCCAUCGUUCUUCGGGGUGGUGACGGCGCUCCUGCAGUACCUGGCCCGGGACAAGUGCCCGGAGCCGACCAAGCGGCUGUUGGCGGUGGCGGCGGGGGUCGUGGCGCUCCUCGAGGAGCAGUUCGUGGCGUGCCGUGCGCUGUGGGUGCUGAUGGUGGGUAAGGCGAGCGAAUACGUGACAAGGAACGCGCCGCACGCGCGUUCAGGCGGACAGCUCAUGGAGGAGGCGAGGCGCAACGUUAAGAGCAUGAGCCGGGUUAUGGGCGAGGUGGGAGACGUGCAGAUGCGGGCCGAGAACGUGAGCGUGUUGACGAGCGCGCCGAUUGCAUUUUAGUGAGAUGCGUCGUCCUUUGUUUCUUGCAUGCGGUGCUUUUUUCUCUUUUCUUUUCUGUGUCUUUUUUGUUUUGGUUGUGUACGUAUGCGCGCUCACGCGUACGUGUGUGUGUGUGUUUGAACGGCCGCCUACGUUAGGAUGGGACUGCAUGUAGUUUUUUUGUUUCAAUGUGAUUUUUGAAUUUUAUCUUAUUCACGACAGACUGACUGAUCAUACGUACGUACAUAGUACUGCAGCGAAUAGACUGCGCGUUUUUAAACUCGUCGUCAAAGACUCGAGGCAUGGAUGGACGCAUGCCCGGAUCCCGCAUCACGGGGACGGGA
Molecule: messenger RNA, 6009 nt
Organism: Purpureocillium takamizusanense
Lineage: Eukaryota; Fungi; Ascomycota; Sordariomycetes; Hypocreales; Ophiocordycipitaceae
Exons: 2
Coding region: 716-5686 (1656 amino acids)
Source: RefSeq, a predicted model, not a curated record